AUGGGUUCCACAAUCCAUCAUGAGGAGAAAGUUGGUGUGGCGGGUAAAAUUGAUUCAGACGAAGCACGAAUGCAACAAGUUGAGAGUAUUGAUGAAAAGUCUCCCAUCGAUACUGUAUCUCCACCUGCGCUUCCUGCGAAGGUGUUUGAAGCUCCCGAAUUCAUUCGAAAUAUGACUGCUGAGGAAAGAGUCGAGGUAGAGACUCGACUAAAGAGAAAGCUGGAUAUUAGGUUGAUGCCUAUGAUAGUGUUGAUGUACAUCAUGAACUACUUGGACAGGGUAAGAUAUCUAAGCUGUAAAUAGUACACACAAUUCUAAUCGAGGUUAAAAGAACAACAUCGCAGCUGCCAAAUUAGCUGGCGUCGAGACCGACUUGAAAUUAUCCGAUACGGAGUUUCAAACCAGUGUCUCCAUUUUAUUUGUUGGUAUGAGAAUUAGAUGGUGUUACGUUGGUGGAGAGGAGAUGCUAAAAUAGCGCAGGUUACCUCUUAAUGCAAGUACCAUCCAACCUAUUCCUAAACAAAAUAGGAAAACCAGCCAUAUAUCUCCCAUCAUGUAUGGUAGUAUGGGGAGUCAUCUCAGCGGCGACAGCAGCAUGUCAAAACUAUGGCGGACUCAUCGCAUGUCGUUUCAUGCUAGGUUUCGUAGAGGCCGCUUAUUUCGUAAGUAAACUCCAAAGCCGACCCCAUAAACAAGCAGGUUCUAACUCAUAUUUCUUUUCAACGUAGCCCGGCUGUCUAUACUAUCUCUCCUGCUGGUACACCAGAAAAGAACUCGGUUUCCGCACGGCAGUCUUCUACUCCGGGGCCUUAAUAAGUGGUGCCUUCUCGGGACUCAUCGCAGCAGGAAUCAAAUCCGGUAUGGACGGCGCCCACGGCCUUCGCGCAUGGAGAUGGCUCUUCAUCAUCGAAGGAGCCAUCACCGUAGGCAUCGCGGCCGCCGCAUUCUUCAUCCUACCCAACUUCCCCAACACCACAACAUGGUUAACGGACGAAGAGCGAAAACUCGCGGUCUGGAGACUGGAAGAGGAUAUCGGACAGGAAGACUGGGUGGAUUCGAAGAAGCAGUCGUUCAAGGAGGGGUUGAAACUUGCGUUUUCGGAUGUCAAGACGUAUGUUUUGAUGGUGCUACUUUUUGGCAUUGUGGCUUCGGGGACGGUGACGAAUUUCUUUCCGUAUGUAUCAGUACCCGUGCCGAUUUUUGCUUUCCAUCUUGUUAGGGGGAAAAAAGAAGAUACUAAUGAGAAGAUAGCACCGUGGUGAAAAGUCUCAAGUACAACGAUGUCAACACGCUCCUUCUAACCGUUCCCCCCUACGUCCUAGCAGUAAUAACCACCUUCCUAAACUCCUGGCACGCCGGUACUUAUCCCCUUCUUUUUCCCUCUCUUUUUCCCUCUCUUUUUCCCACUCACUCUCCCUCCCAUUCCCUUCCCCCUCCCCACAACCCCUAACUAACACCCCCAAGACCGAACAGGCGAACGCUUCUUCCACAUCACCCUCCCCCUCUUCUUCGCAAUCUUCGCCUACAUCGUCGCAGCCGCAACCAUCAAAACCGGACCACGGUACUUCGCCAUGAUGCUCAUGGUUCCAGGCGUGUACACAGGCUACGUCGUCGCGCUAGCGUGGAUCAGUAACUCGCUUCCUCGCCCGCCGGCGAAGCGAGCAGCGGCUCUGGCGUUUAUCAAUGCGAUUAGUAAUACGAGUAGUAUUUAUGCGAGUUAUAUGUAUAGUGAGAGUGCUAGUAUGUCUCUUCCCUUUUCUUUUCUCCCAUCCCAACCUGACCCACGAACUCCUCCCAAUCCUCAUAACGAAAAAUCGAGACUAAAAAUGCCAAAGAACCAAGGUACAUCGUCGCCAUGAGCGUCAACUGCGCCAUGGUCGUCAUGGCUAUGUUGGCUGCUCUCACCCUGCGCAUCAUUCUCGUGCAUCUGAAUCGGAAGUUGGAUCAAGGGGUUUUUGUGGAAGGGGCGAUCAACUCGGGGGUUGUGGAAGGUGAGAGGAGGGGGUUUAGGUUUAGGUUUAGGAUUUAGGAUUUAGGAUUUAGCGGAGAGGUGUUGGUUUUGUAGAUAGUGUGGAUUUUAUUAGGGGUGUUAGGUGAGAGGGC
Hymenoscyphus albidus is the source of this 2103-nucleotide messenger RNA. Lineage: Eukaryota; Fungi; Ascomycota; Leotiomycetes; Helotiales; Helotiaceae. The record is from the annotation of a GenBank genome assembly.